UAUCCCGGUGAAACAAGGACGUGCGUAUUCUCUCUUGGAGUAUCGGUCCUUCCUGGCACUGGGCAUGCCUCCUAUCUCAUACCCAAUUAAUCGUUAAACAGAAGUGCCUUUUGAUGAACGUUAAGUGAGAUUUUAGAACAUCUGUAACAAUAGUUUGUGAAGUGUACAUUCACGGAACAUUAAUAACACUACUUCUGAAUAAGCUGUACGUUGGGGUCCUAUUUGCCAGGGGAAUCAUCACAUAAGAAUAAGAAGCAAAAUAUUAAAUUAAAGGUUAAUAAUGAGAUAUAGAAUACCAUUACUUUUUACACUGAUAUUGUGCGCUGUCCAUGCGCUGGGUUCAUUAGAAAAUGACCCUUUGAAACCCGUUUGGGACAGGAUUGAGCUGCUCCCUGCAAGAAUACUUAACGACACGCAAGAAAUCCUAAAAUCUUACGUUGCCUUCGUAAACCACGACAUCGACUGGAAAGUAGAAGGUUUCAAAAACAACUUGAAGACAGCAGUAAAGUCCCAGGUCGACAAAGGCACGGCGGUGACAGAGGCCGAGACCAACCUGAAGGAUCUCAUGACGAACUCGCUCACCGAAGCCUUCGAGAAUUUAUACAAGAACACGAUGAAACCCGAGUACGAGGCCGAUGUCGACAGCAGCCGAAACAUAAUCAUGUACGUCGAGGAGACCGAGUCGAAGGUGUCCAGGCACCUGGAUCAGAAUCUGCGGAAGACAGACUUCCUUAUCAACUUCAACGGCACGCUGGAGGACCACGUCUACGAAAUUUCGCACUACCAGCAGACCAUAGCGGAUGUUGUCAGCGCCCUCGACGGUAAGGUGUCUUCGGUGCAGGACACGCUGGCUGGGGGUAAAUCAGCAGCAGACGUCUGCUCGGCGAAGCUGGAGGACCUGCAGCUAUUCAUCAGGGAUGACAGGCCCUCUAAACAGAGACUUGUAGAAUUUGAAAGAGAAUGGGAUAACACGUACCAGGCAGUUGCUGGGGAUCUGCCUCGCGUCUUCUUCCAUAGAGAUUGUUCAGAGAUCUUACAGUCGAAUAAAGAAGCAACCUCUGGCGUGUAUACUGUUUAUCCAUCAAGGGAUCUUGAGGAAGGAGUGAAGGUGUGGUGUGACAUGGAAACCGUCGUAGGAGACGCAAAUUCCGAAUCAGGCUGGACGGUCAUGUUACGCAGGAGGAACACUUCCGUGGAACUCAUGAAUUUCAACAGGUCAUGGACCCAAUACGCGGAGGGUUUCGGUGACCCAGGAGACGAGGGAGAAUGGUGGCUGGGUCUGACCUGGGUUCAUGAGCUGACCUACCACCAGCCGUACCAGCUCCUGUUUCUUCUUCACGACAUUGAGCGAGGCGACUUCAAGGCACAUUAUUCGAAUUUCAGAGUCGAAGCAGAGUCGAGGGACUUCCGCCUGGUCGUCGACGGAUUCACGAGCCCCCUGGAGGACGCCUUCGGCGAUAUCCAUCACGGACAGCCCUUCAGCACCCCCGACAGGGACAACGACAAGUGCGACGCCUGCAACUGCGCCGUCAACAACCAGGGCGGGUGGUGGUUCAAAGUCUGCCACCGGACGGUCCUCACGGCUCCCUUCCCGACGUCCAACGACCGAGAAGCGAAGACGAUUCGUUGGCUCUCCGGAACGUGGCUCGUGUUCGAUGACGUCACCAUGAUGAUCAAGCCAAAUGCCCCGAAAUGAAUGGGAGUAAUUGUGAUGUUUUCAGUACCCAUUCGUGGUCAGAUACCACGAAAUGGAGUAGAAUAGUGCUGACAUUUUAAUGUCCAUUUACACUGCAGUGGUUCUCGAUCUCUUUUUUUUACCCCAGGGUGCCACGGCACACAGCUUGAGAACCACUGAUUUACAGUCAUAAUAUCCAGAAAUAAAUAGGAAUACCAGUGACAUUCUUUAGUACCAAUUCAUUCUCAAAUACUCGAAAAUAAAUAGGAAUAAAUAAAUGGGAAUAACA
Macrobrachium nipponense is the source of this 1964-nucleotide messenger RNA. RefSeq names its product fibrinogen-like protein 1. The transcript is spliced from 5 exons. Bases 281 to 1696 code for a protein of 471 amino acids. NCBI's taxonomy places the organism in Eukaryota, Metazoa, Arthropoda, Malacostraca, Decapoda, Palaemonidae. The record is from RefSeq and is a predicted model, not a curated record.